This is a messenger RNA of Vigna umbellata (rice bean), 542 nucleotides long. Lineage: Eukaryota; Viridiplantae; Streptophyta; Magnoliopsida; Fabales; Fabaceae. The record is from RefSeq and is a predicted model, not a curated record.
AAGAGUCAUCGCCUACAACACAUUCUCAUUCUAAAAUCUACACCCUUUAUUUUUGAGCCGGGGAAUGGAAUUCGAAGACUUGCUACCGGUGAUCGCCGGUAAACUGGGCGGUGAGGGACUGAUUGAUGAGCUUUGCAAGGGGUUUCAGGUGCUGAUGGACAAGGAGAAGGGGGUGAUCACCUUGGAGAGUUUGAGGAAGAACUCUGCUACAAUGGGUUUGCAGGAUUUUAAAGAGGAAGAGCUUGCGAGCAUGAUGAGGGAAGGAGAUCUGGACGGUGAUGGUGCACUCUCUCAGAUGGAGUUCUGCGUUUUGAUGUUCAGAUUGAGUCCACAGUUGAUGCAGGACUCUUGGUUUUGGCUCCAACAGGCUCUUCACCAUAACAACAACGCUUCCCUUUGAACUCAUUUCCAGGUUCUUCCAAAAACGACUCCGUUUUCACAAUUGAAAUCGGAUGGUAGAAAUACACCCUCACUCAAUAAUGUAUUACUCCUAUUUCAUAUUAUGUUUCUUGAAUCAUACAAUUUUAUGUUUAUUCUAACAC